Messenger RNA from Trypanosoma rangeli, 1416 nucleotides. RefSeq lists its product as uncharacterized. The transcript has a single exon. The record is from RefSeq and is a predicted model, not a curated record. Bases 1 to 1416 code for a protein of 471 amino acids. Lineage: Eukaryota; Euglenozoa; Kinetoplastea; Trypanosomatida; Trypanosomatidae.
AUGUUUGAGGGCCCUGUGGAGUGCUGCGAGUGUGCUGCCCCCGUCGGCGACGAGGGAGCGAUUCGGGCAGUGCUUAUCUUACCGUGUCAGCACCUCCUCCACGCGGGCUGUGUGGAUUACAUUCGCAAGAGAAGAAAGCUGGAACAGCUGAUUGUUCGGGGUGAUCGGAGCGGUGCAGGUGCGGUGCUGCUGGAGUCCCUCAUGUUGGCCGGGGAAGGUAUUCUCAACAAGAGCAGUAGCAGCAGCUGCUGCAACGGUGGCGGCGGUUGUGGUGAUAGUCGUCUUGUUGCGUGCCCGGCGUGCAUGAUGCCCAUUCAGCGUCUCAUUCCGUUGUUUCCCAGCGGCGGGGAUGCGCAGUGUGCGGCGAAGGGUGGUAGUGAUGGUGAGGCCGCAUCGUACUUCACGGCGGCACAUCAGGCGCAGAAGAGCCACAUUGCCCAACUCCGCGCGCUUUACGAGCAGCGGGAGCGAGUGACGCAGCUGACACGCACAUGCGCCCUCAUGCAUGAGCGCCUCUCGGAGGCGCAGGCGGAGGUGGACCGGUUGUCAAAGAUACUCCCAAGUGUGGCGCCCGCCGCCCAUGUGCCGCAGCUGGCGGGGGAAAAGUUGUGCGUGGAAGGCAUGACCGCCACGGAGCUAGAGAUGUACAUCCUGCAUUCCUCAGCGACGCUUGAGGAGCUGGAGCACGACGUAGGUGAACAGAGGCGGGUGGUGGAGAAAAAGCGGAGAAAACUGGGCCAUCUUCACUCGCGCCUUCAAGCGAUGAAGGCGUUGGAGGAGCGAUCGCGGCAGACUCACAAAAAGAGGGAGGACGCGGAGUCAAGUGGCAACGAGUCACCCCGGCACUCUGGGAGCCGCGACAAGCGCCCGCGUGCGCCACCUGUAGUUGACGUGGAGGAAGAAGAAUCCGCCGCCAAGACACGAGCGAUGAGUGUUUCGUCUGGAACCGGCAGCUGCGAUGGGGCGGAGCAGAAGCAGCAACGACAGCAGCGCGAGGACGCAGAGGAACGUGGAAUUGGGAGGGCCAAUCUCGACAGCAACGCGAAUGAUGUUGGAGAGGAGGACGAUGAUGUCGUGUACAUUGACCAGAGAACACCGCAGUUUACGAAUGGUGGAAGCAGCGGCAGCCCAACCGUAGCCGAUGCCUCCUAUCCCGCUUGGCGACCACGCACGGGCACCGAGGUGAGGAGGGACAGAUGUGGUCGUGGCGAGAACAACAAUCACAACAGCGGAAAUGACGAUGCAGUUGUAGCUGAUGAUGGUGACGACGACAACGCGGAUGCCAUGAUGUGCUACAAUCCCAUGCGGCGCGUGGCACCGACCCAACAAUUCGGGAUUUACGCGCCGAACGCUGCACGUCUUCUUCCAAGACGCGAGGAUCGGUUGUGGCAGCCGUCACUAGAAGGCCUCUUGUGA